AUGGUCAACGACCCGAAAUUUCGCUCGAUUUUCGGCCGAUACGUGACCAAGUACGUGAAUUUCGUGGUCCCCCGAAGGAAGCUAGGAGUAUGGGACGACGAACCAGAUCUGGAAACUCUGUACGAAGACGAAUAUUCGUGCCAAGGAGGCCAAUUCCACGAAGUAUGCGGCGGGGCCCAUGGCCAUGUUGUUUAUUUACGACCCGGCGAAGAGAUACGAGUUUUGGAGGUUUUUGACUUACAUGUUCGUGCAUAUAGGAACUGGUCAGAAAUGAGCUUCCCAGCAGUCCAACUCAUCAGUUUCCUUCUUAUAACCGGCGUGGACGUCGGUACUUCCAUCUACAACCGCUACUGGGCCAAUAUGGAGGAACAUAUAGGAUACGUUGCGCAUUUUGCUGGGCCUGUGGCGGGUCUCCUGGUCGGUAUAGUUGUUUUGAAGAACUUGAAGCUCACGAAGAAAGAAAACGUGAUGUGCUGGAUUGCCGUGGCUGUUUAUGUUAUAUUGAUGUUGGUCGCAAUCUGUUGGAACAUUUUCUACACUGAUUAUUUCCCCAAACAAAUUUAAAUUGUGUUUUUUACAAGUUUUUUUUUAAUAAAAAUUUACAAAAU
This is a messenger RNA of Zophobas morio, 608 nucleotides long. RefSeq names its product protein rhomboid-like. Gene Ontology annotation, cellular component: membrane. The record is from RefSeq and is a predicted model, not a curated record. The transcript has 3 exons. The coding region runs from base 1 to 564 and encodes 187 amino acids. Gene Ontology annotation, molecular function: serine-type endopeptidase activity. NCBI's taxonomy places the organism in Eukaryota, Metazoa, Arthropoda, Insecta, Coleoptera, Tenebrionidae.